Molecule: messenger RNA, 1412 nt
Organism: Seminavis robusta
Lineage: Eukaryota; Bacillariophyta; Bacillariophyceae; Naviculales; Naviculaceae
Source: the annotation of a GenBank genome assembly
GGAAGAAGCAAAAAGAAGAAAAAAGAGGCUUCGCAUAACGCUGACCUCAGUCCACAGUAUCCGUGACUUCAUCAAGAAGGAUCCAACCACAUCCAACUCCCUCCCAACCGCCUCCCAAACCAAAACCAAACAUUGAGGACAACACCAUGCUUGAGACAAACCUUCAAAGGAUGACAGCGCUAUGCUAGCUAGCUAGAACCUUUGCAUCUACUAGAAUUCGACUCGACUCCAUCCAACACAAAAUCAACCAAACUAAAAAUGUCAGCAGCACCAUCAACUCAUAAAAAGAAAGAGGAUGAUGUUCCAUCAUUACCACCCGAUUUCCCGUUUAUCCCAAUUGGCCAUCCCGAUACCAUGAUGUCGAAGGAAUCGGUGCGACGAGCCGUGGAAGAAUUUCAAGUCCAACCCACGGAUAUCAUGGUGGCCACCUUUUCCAAGACGGGCACCACAUUGGUGACGUGGUUGUGUCAUUUGCUUCGCUUGAUCGCCAAAGAAGGUAUCGACUACGAUUUCCCCGCCCAUUUUGAGGCAAUAGAAACCCUCUAUCAAGUGGUACCGUGGCCCCUGCUGUCGUGGGAUAUUGGAUACGAUCCCAAUGUUGACGGGAGUCAGUAUACGCCGCGGGUCUUCAAGUCGCAUCUUCGCAUGGCCAGCAUUUAUCGGGGAUGCAAGUAUAUUGUCACCAUUCGAGAUCCUGCCAAGACGGUACUCUCCUUUUACAACUUUUUGCUCGCCAAACAGGUACCAUUGGUAUUGGAAUUGAAGGACGUGUCCCAAUUUUUACUCGAGACACCCUUUGUCCAAGGACGGCCGGGACGAGCCAGUAUCUGGGACUAUUAUCAGGAAUAUCAUGCCCUACGAGACUGCCCCAGUGUCUUGGUGUUGGUCUACGAAGAUGUGGUGCAGAACAUGCCCGCCAAUAUUCGUCGCAUUGCCACAUUCAUGGGUCUAUCCAUUCACAAUAAUACCGCCAUAGUGGACAAGGUCGCCUCUAUGAGUACCAAACAAUACAUGGCACAAUACGUCACACUCUUUGAUGAACCCUACGAACGUGCCAAACAACUGGGACGAGCCGGGGAUUUGUCCCAAUUGGCACCGGGCCCCAAAGUUGCCACUCAGACACAUACCCAACAACUCAACGAUACGGCCAAAACAGUUUUGCAAGAAAAGUGGAACCAAUCCAUGGAACCAUUGGGAUACAAGACAUAUGACGAAUUUGCCGCCUAUUUUGUACAACAGAAUCAACAACGAUGGGAUACUUAAUCAAUAGCAUUGAGACAAUUACUAAUUGGUGGCGAGUUCGCAACAACGUCGUAGAGUGGUGUAUUUUGAAAGGCCCGUACCGUAGCCAUUUAGUGAAAGAGACAAUGAGACACGGUACUAUGAUCUAAACUACGCUAUCGAGUUUUGCU